Molecule: messenger RNA, 3490 nt
Organism: Beta vulgaris subsp. vulgaris (sugar beet)
Lineage: Eukaryota; Viridiplantae; Streptophyta; Magnoliopsida; Caryophyllales; Amaranthaceae
Product: zinc protease PQQL-like
Exons: 22
Coding region: 70-3135 (1021 amino acids)
Biological process (GO): proteolysis
Molecular function (GO): metalloendopeptidase activity; metal ion binding
Source: RefSeq, a predicted model, not a curated record
GCAUAAUAAUACAAGUGGGUUGUUGUCAAGAGUCAAAAAGUACGAAAGUUACCCUACAAUUUACACAAAAUGGCAGUAUAUUCAUUCUCAGAAAUUUCUGAAUCUCAAGAAAAUAGGAGAGAGAAAACAAUGGAUGCAUUACCAAAAGCAACACUAGAAUUAGCUCAAAAACACAGGUUUAAAUCCCUGAAAAGAGUGAACUUAGAUUUGGGUAAAAAUCUUGAUGAAACACCAUUUGGUGCUGAUUUUGGGCGUCUGGAAAAUGGGUUGACUUACUAUGUUCGUUGCAAUCCUAAACCACAAAUGCGUGCUGCUCUUGCUCUUGCUGUUAAAGUUGGUUCUAUAUUUGAAGCAAGCCACGAACGAGGAAUUGCCCAUAUAGUUGAACAUCUUGCUUUCAGUGCCACCAAGAAGUACACAAACCAUGAUAUUGUAAAAUUCUUAGAAAGUAUAGGGGCAGAGUUUGGUGCUUGUGGAAAUGCUUAUACAAGUUUUGAUGAAACUGUUUACGAACUGUUUGUUCCUAUUGACAAACCUGGGCUAUUGUCUGAGGCGAUUUCCAUUUUAUCAGAAUUCAGUUAUGAGAUUCGGAUUUCUCCAGAGGACUUGGACAAAGAAAGAGGUGCUGUCCUGGAAGAAUAUAGACGAGGAAGGGAUGCUAAUGGUCGUUUGUCUGAAGCAACUUUUGCUUCAGUGAUGGACGGCUCAAAUUAUGCAAAACGUUUGCCAAUUGGUUUGGAGCUUGUGAUUCGGUCAGCUCCUGCUGAAGUCGCAAAGCAAUUUUACAAGAAGUGGUACUGUUUACAGAACAUGGCAGUGAUAGCAGUUGGAGACUUUCCUGAUACAAAGAGUGUUGUCGAGUUGAUAAUUCAGCACUUUGGCCAGAUAAUUUCACCAUCCCCUCCAGUUACCCCAGAACAUGUGGUUCCAUUUCAUCAUAAACCACGGUUUUCAUGUUUAGUUGAACCAGAAGCAUCAGGGAGUUCAGUUGAGAUAAACUGGAAGAUGCACAAUGACGAGCCUAAGACUAUUGGAGAUUAUAAGGACUGGCUUAUUGGAGUUGUGUUCCGUUCGGCUUUGAAUCGUAGAUUCACUAAAAUAUCUCGGAGAAAGGAUGCACCCUUUUUUGGAUGCUCUAUUGCAGAACUGGAGUUAGUUCGUCCAGUCAAAGCUGUCCAAAUAUCUUCAUCUUGUAAAGACAAAAGUAUACUUGAAGCCUUGGAAUCGAUGCUUUCUGAGCUUGCAAGGGCUAGAUUACACGAGUUCUCUGAGCGUGAAAUAUCAAUCGCUUGUGCCAAUAUCUUGUCAGAAAUGGAAUCUGCUUAUUUGGAGCGUGAGAAAAUGCAAUCAAGCACCUGGCGUUAUCAGUAUCUGCAGCAUUUUCUUCGCAAUGAAGCUGUUCUUGGGCUUGAGUUUGAGGCUAAGCUUUACAAAACCAUUUUGCCUCAGUUAUCAGCUUCUGAGGUGUCAAGGUAUUCUGAGAAGUUAAAAAUGUCGGAAAGUUCUGUAGUAAUAAUAACUGAACCUCGAGCCACAGUAACAGAGAAAGAUCUUCAGAACCUGGUAUCAGUGACAGAUUCUCUUGAGGAGGAAGAAAAAAUCUCUGCUUGGAAGGAUGACUUCAUUCCGGAAGAAGUUGUCCAGGUGAAGCCAAAUCCUGGGGAAGUUGUGCGAAAAUCUGAUUAUCAAGAUAUUGGAGUUACAGAGAUAGCUCUAUCGAAUGGCAUGAAAGUUUGCUACAAAUGUACGGAUUUCCAGAAUGACCAGGUUAUCUUUAGAGGAUACUCUUACGGAGGUUAUUCAGAACUUUCUGAAAGUGAGUAUCUUUCUUGCAUGUUAAGCUCAAGUAUUGCGGGAGAAAUCGGCCAGUUUGGUUAUAAACCAACCGUGCUAGAGGACAUGUUGGCUGGCAAGAGAGCUGGUGUCUACACACAACUUGGGGCAUAUACUAGAAAUUUCAUCGGUGAUUGUUCACCUUCAGAUUUAGAAACUGCAUUGCAGCUUGUCUAUCAACUGUUUGUGACCUGUGUGAAACCUGAAGAAGAAGAUACCAGAAGAGUGAUACAGAUAGUAGAAGAAAUGAUUCGCGCUGAUGAGAGGGAUCCUUACAAUGUCUUCACAAAUCGAGUGACAAGAAUCAAAUAUGGAAAUUCUUACUUCUAUAAGCCAGCACAACUUAAUGAUCUGCCGAAAGUUGAUCCAGAGAAGGCUUGUGAAUAUUUUGACCGUAGCUUUAAAGAUCCUUCUACAUUUACAGUUGCGAUCGUUGGCAAUCUUGAUCCAACUAUAAUACAUCCAUUAAUACUGGAGUAUUUGGGUGGAAUACCAAAGUCUUCAGUACCUGAUCUACAUUUCAACUUGGAAGAUCUCAGUGGUUUACCAAGCAACCCUCCAGUAAACAUAGUAAGAGAAAUUGUUAGAAGUCCCAUGGUGGAAGCUCAGUGUUCAGUCCAUAUAUCUAUGAAUAUAAAGCUCUGCAGUGAGACCAUGAUGGAGGAAUUGUGGUUUACUAAAUUUUUGAGCCAGCUUCUACAGACCAAACUGACUCAGGCUCUUCGGUUCAAACAUGGAGAGAUUUAUACAGUAAGUGUUGAUUCAAACUUCGGAUACAGCAAGCCAUCUAAAACUGCUGACCUGGAAGGUGAGAUAACUAUUGAUUUUUCGUGUGAUCCGAAUGUUGCUGCUACGCUGGUUGAUGUCUCUUUAGAUGAGACACUGCGUCUUCAAGAGCACGGACCUUCAGAAGAAGAUGUUUCAGCUGUGCUUGAGAUUGAACAGAGAGACUACGAGAAUGAACUACAGGAGAACACGCAUUGGCUUUUUCAGAUUUUGCAGAGUUACCGGUCAAGGUUGUAUUCUGGUAACCUGGGAUCUACAUUUCAGGAAUUAGAGAAAGCUAGAAGCAGAGCUCGACAAACUCUCUCACCAUUAACAGUAAAAUGGGCACUACAGAAAAUUUUACCUUACCCUUGCAAACAGCAUUAUAUCUCUGUAACCUUAAUACCAGAAACAAAUCGUUUCCGUUUACUGAAACACCAAUUGAAAACCCAACUUAAGGAAAAGUAUUAUGGUAGAUAUAUGAAGACUGUGGACAAGGUGUGGAAGGUUUUUGCCAGGAAAGACAUUUCUCACUAAAGGAGCUGAAAUUCUUCCAUUCAUCCACAAGUUGUUUCUCCUGCAUCUACCUGCUUGUACAGAAGCAAUUUAACAUUCAACUUUGAUAUGUCUAACACAUGAGCAUUCCGAGUCAUCCCAUUUAUAUGGCGAAUUCAUAUUCAUCGAGUAUAAUAAACAGUUAGGUGCUAGUUACUCUUAUUAGGGAUUUGGUUGUACAUAUCAACAGUUCAAAGCCCAUGUUGGUUGGGUUGAGAGGUGGUGUAAGUAACAGUGUAACAAUAAAUGUUGUUGGGUGUACUAUGGUGUAUAAUUGUACAAUCUUCGUCACCAUUUGUUAAUGAAAGUUGUCAGAUAGUAACUGGUUUCUUACUCA